Exaiptasia diaphana is the source of this 1017-nucleotide messenger RNA. RefSeq lists its product as uncharacterized. Bases 98 to 457 code for a protein of 119 amino acids. The transcript is spliced from 3 exons. Lineage: Eukaryota; Metazoa; Cnidaria; Anthozoa; Actiniaria; Aiptasiidae. The record is from RefSeq and is a predicted model, not a curated record.
AGUUAUCCUUGGACCUGAUAGUCGUUCUAAAGGAUUUGGUUUUGUAACAGUAAAUACUGCUGAUGAUGUUGUACAAGCAUGCCAUGAAUUGGAUGCCAUGGAGUACAAUGGCCGCCGCCUGAAAGUAUCAGAAGCUCACAAAAAUAAUCAAUCAAGUAGAGGCAGCAAUUCUCAUCAUAAUAGAAGUAGUAACAGAGAGAAUGAAAUUGAUCCAGAGUUUGGAGUUGAUCCCAACUUUGGCARGGGAUAUAACAGUAGAAAUGCUGGCAGCAGUAAAAGCAGGGAUCAUGRAAUUGAUCCAGAAUUUGAAGUUGAUCCCAAGUAUGGCACAAAUGGUGGAAGAGGAAGCAGUGAUAAUGACAUAGAUCCAGAGUUUGAUGCUGAAAGUGAUCUAAAUCAAGGAAGAGGCUUAAGAGGAGUGGAUGGUAGCAAGUUUAGUGAUGGAAGAUAUUACUAACUGAAGGAAACUGGUCUGAUUGGGACUGGCAGUAAUGUGACUAUCAUGGCCUGUGUGCUUGUAAAAUUUUUAGGGGCUUAAAUUAUACUUUUAAACUAUAUAUAAACUAUAAAAUGUGAUUGUCAUUCAGGGAAAAUUGAUAACUGGGUGUGGUAAAUUAAAUGAAAUUUUUUUUAAUAAACUUGGUACAUGAUGUGAAACAUUUUUUUAACGAGGCUGGUGCAUGAUGGGGAAUAUCGGCAAUGACCUUGGUGCAUGAUGGGAAACAAUGGUAAUGAGCAUGGUGCAUCAUGGGAAACAUUUGUUAUGAGCUUGUUGCAUUAUGGGAAAAUAUUCAUAAUGAGAUUAGCGAACGUGUCGGAAACCGUGGUUAUCAUUUGAUGUGGACUGCAUUUUACGGCUUUACAUACGCAGGUUYAUUAGUUACCACGAGCAAAGCAUUGAACCGAGGUGUCAAAGAACACUGAAUGAUCCAUAAUAGAUUUUUUUUUAUUCUUGAUAUAGCUUUUUCAAAAAUGGUUGUCGGAUAAAAUGGCGAAUGUCAAUUGUCGAACGGCAAU